This is a messenger RNA of Topomyia yanbarensis, 1353 nucleotides long. Its product is annotated as neo-calmodulin-like. The coding region runs from base 271 to 1002 and encodes 243 amino acids. The record is from RefSeq and is a predicted model, not a curated record. Gene Ontology annotation, molecular function: enzyme regulator activity; calcium ion binding. Lineage: Eukaryota; Metazoa; Arthropoda; Insecta; Diptera; Culicidae. The transcript has 3 exons.
UUCCUUGCAAAUGGACCACAACUCAUUUAUAUGCUACGUACAUACGAACGCCUCUUUCUCCUUUCAAAAUAAAUCAUGUAUUCCGUAUUUCUUUCAAACCUCCACUAGACGAAAAAUACCAACGAUCCGGAAACCGCAUCACAGCAUCAACCGAGUGACCAGGAAUCGAACCAGAACAAUCAGAGCGACCAUAACUCUAGCUAUCCGCUACAGGCGCCAGGUGCAACUCCAUUAGAUCCCAGUGCCAGCACAGCAGUCAGUAGUCGUAGCAUGCGUCCUCAACUGACGCAGAGUAGUAGCCAGCUGGACCACCAGUCCGAUCACGCUCAGCAACCAACAAGCGAUUGCUCCAGUCUGGAUGGGAAUGUUUUCGCCGAAUCAUGCCAGACCGCAGCUCAAUCUAAGGCCCGGCGCUCUCAGACGUCCGAAUCGAUUACCUCCAGCAAUUUCAACUACAGCUUGAACCGUAGAUUUAUCUCGAAGAAUCAGAUGAAGGAAUUCCGGGAAGCAUUUCGACUGUUCGAUAAGGACAACGAUGGCUCGAUCACGAAAGAAGAAUUGGGUACGGUUAUGCGAUCGUUGGGACAGUUUGCGCGGGUGGAGGAGCUGCAAGAGAUGCUGUUGGAGAUUGAUGUUGAUGGCGAUGGGAACGUUAGCUUCGAGGAGUUUGUAGACAUCAUGUCCAACAUGACCGACACCAUGGCGGAGGCCUCGGCCGAUCAGGAAGAACGUGAAUUGCGUGAUGCUUUCCGCGUUUUUGACAAGCACAAUCGGGGCUACAUAACGGCAUCAGAUUUGCGAGCGGUCUUGCAGUGUCUAGGAGAGGAUUUAGAUGAAGAAGAAAUCGAAGACAUGAUCAAAGAGGUGGACGUCGACGGUGAUGGACGUAUUGAUUUCUAUGAAUUUGUGCAUGCCCUCGGCGAACCCGAGGACUCACAGGAAAACGAUGACGAAGAGGAAGUUAUCUCUUUGAGAUCGCUUUCCUGCGAUGUGAAUGCUUAAGUUAGAACUGUGUAAAGCGAUACUGGAUGAUCAACGAAUUGCAUCACACGUUCCUAGAAAAAAAAAAUGAACUACUUUUGGCCUGUGUUAGGGACGAUAUGCAUACACAAAUUUACACUUUGGACACAUGUUUCGCUUAUUCGUAAUUGUAUUUCUGCUUUAUUGACUAUAAGCAAAGGUAAAAGUGGUAACAAUUUUCCAAAUCAAUAGAUAAUCGAAAAUAAUCAAAAAUAGUUACUUAAAAGUAUAUGCACACAUAUCAGACUCAUCAUAAAGCAUUAAAAACAAUGCAAUACUUUGACAUAAAAAAUGUAGCCGUUUGAAAGGUAUGAUAACAGGAUGUGAAGACAA